Messenger RNA from Closterium sp. Naga37s-1, 735 nucleotides. The record is from the annotation of a GenBank genome assembly. Lineage: Eukaryota; Viridiplantae; Streptophyta; Zygnematophyceae; Desmidiales; Closteriaceae.
AUGUCGAGCAUGCGGUGUAGCUGGAGACCUCAUCACGCAUGUUACCCCAAAUCGCUGAAGGUGACGCACGCUUCAUUGAUCUCGCCUGCAGCGAAGCAACCAACCUCCCAAGCAGGUUCGUUCCAUCGCCUCACCCUCGCUUCGACCCUUCCCUCCCACCCAACGCUUCCACCGAAAGAUACGCCUCAACCCACCACACCCACUGCUUUCCCACCAGCCGCUCCCGUGCUGUGUGCUAUCACCUUUACCAACCCCGUCCGACCAGAGGAACUUCAUCCUCGCGUGUCAACCACGUCCGAGCGUAGUCCCGCCGCGCGGCCUAUCCUGCACGCGUCCCCCUCCGACACCAGCGCGGAUUCCGCCUUGUCCCCGCACAGUGUGGAGCGCCGAAAGCUGUUCAGCUGGGACGGGGUGACCGUUGAUCAGAUCAUUGCGGGCAGCCUGGGCACGAUCGACGGUCCAGAGGACGACGAGGUGACGACGAAGAUCGUGGAGAUAUUCAUGAACGCGGGGUACAACGUGAUGGUCAUUCAGAGCGACCACUCCGUGCAGGGCGACCCGGCGUCCGCGCAGGUGGAGGUGUGGCACUUCUGGGAUAACUCCGAGUUCAAGGUGUUUUACAAGCAGGGCCCGUUCUCUGUGGAGAAUCUUGGCAAUGGCGGGUACGAGAACUGGGCGUUCGGAGGCAACUGGCAGCGGUACGGCGCGGAUGAGAAGGUCGUCGUCUUCUCCUGA